Sinocyclocheilus grahami is the source of this 2520-nucleotide messenger RNA. Its product is annotated as caspase-7-like. The transcript has 7 exons. The record is from RefSeq and is a predicted model, not a curated record. Gene Ontology annotation, molecular function: cysteine-type endopeptidase activity. Gene Ontology annotation, cellular component: cytoplasm. Bases 109 to 1044 code for a protein of 311 amino acids. Gene Ontology annotation, biological process: execution phase of apoptosis; positive regulation of neuron apoptotic process; proteolysis. Lineage: Eukaryota; Metazoa; Chordata; Actinopteri; Cypriniformes; Cyprinidae.
GGCUGGAGGAAUUGGAAAAUAAGGAGUUGGAAAGUGGUUUCGUUUUCUCCGUCUAACCUUGGACUUGAAAGAACAAUUAACAAAACAGAGGCUGAUCCGACAGAAAUAAUGGAUAAAGAAACCCUCACCACUGAGAGGGAAGAGACGAUGGAGGACCAAGAAAACUAUGGAGAAGGAGACACAGUAGAUGCAAAACCUGACCGCAAAGGGAGAUUUCUGCUUUUUGGCAGUAAGAAGAAGGAUGGCAAGUUGCAGGAAAAAGAGCAAUCUUCUGAAAGCCAUUACAGGAUUGUUUCACCAACAUUCCAGUAUAAGAUGAGCCACCAGCGCGUUGGCAAGUGCAUCAUCAUCAACAACAAGAACUUCGAUGAAAAGACAGGGAUGAAUGUACGCAAUGGCACAGAUCGCGAUGCUGAAGAGCUGUCCAAGUGCUUUAAAAACUUGGGCUUUGAAGUUUUCAUCUAUGAUGACCAGACCUGCAGGAACAUGGAGCGGCUACUUAAAGAAGUCUCAGAAGAGGACCACAGCGACAGCUCCUGCUUCGCCUGCAUCUUGCUGAGCCACGGCGAGGAGGGCAUGAUUUACGGCACGGACGGAGCAAUGCCCAUCAAGAGCAUGACCUCGUUCUUCAAAGGAGACAUGUGCAAGAGCCUCGUGGGCAAGCCCAAGCUCUUUUUCAUCCAGGCUUGUCGGGGUUCAGAGUUUGAUGAUGGUGUACAAACAGACUCAGGACCGCCCAAUGACACGACAGAUGCCAAUCCAAGACACAAGAUUCCGGUAGAGGCAGACUUCCUGUUUGCUUAUUCAACUGUGCCAGGUUACUACUCCUGGAGGAAUCCGGGCCGAGGCUCCUGGUUUGUCCAGGCCCUCUGUAACGUUCUUAAUGAGUUUGGCAAGCAACUUGAGAUCAUGCAGAUUCUCACUCGGGUCAACUACAUGGUGGCCACCAACUUCGAGUCCUGGUCAGAGGACCCCCGUUUUAGCGAGAAGAAACAGAUACCUUGUGUGGUGUCCAUGUUGACUAAAGAGCUCUACUUCAACUGAUCUGAGCAGACCAUCUUCACAUGCUGUGCUCCGUCUGCCUUUUCACAGCACGCACAUUUUCUUGCCAAGGACUUUAUAGUGGCACACUUUUAAUUUGUUAUCUUUUAACAGUAAAUAGUAACCAAAUUGUUAACCUUUUUUGUCAUUGAUCCGCCAUAAGGAGGGAAACCUCAGUCUAAUACUUGAGCAAAAUAAUAAAAUUUAUUGACAAUUGUGAGCGGUGCACAUUUCAGGAUGGCAGGCAGGAAAGACACAUCAGGUGUACAAAGACUGACCACUGACUGACUGAACGACUGACUUCACUCGACCAAGCGGUCACAACAUUCAGGGUUGAUCCCAGCUGGAAGUUUGUGUGCGAACGCAAUUUUUUUAUGUUAUGCUGGGCAUAUGGACUUCCUGGUCUUCCAGGAAUGGUCUUCCUUUGUGCUACUUCCUGUUCAGAUCCACUACUUUUUCAGUGAAUGUUCUUUUUCAGAGUAUUCCAGGGAAUAGUGAUGUCACUUUGUCCACUGGCAGUGUCAAAUAUCCAUGUUGCUUUGCCAACUUUGAAAGUUCUCUGCCACUUUUACUUUACUAGAUAAAACCUUUUAUUGAUCCUAAUAAAAAAUAUUUGUAAAAAAAUAAAUAGCACUUGAAAAAAGACAUCCAAUACCACACAAAACCUUUGCUAUUGUUCUGUUUUUAUAGUACUAGCAACUCAAGCAUAAAUUCUAAGCAUAUACAUGGCCAUCUGUAGCAUUUUAGUUUGGUUUGGUUUGGUUUUUCCAGAACGCUCUUCAGAGGAGGUCAAAGAAAGGGCAUGAAUGGAAAUGGAGUGGCAAAUAGUGAAGUAAUGCUGACAGCUGCAUGGUUUUAAAAGCUUUUCAUUCAUGCUGGUCGCUGGUUAGUUUGCGUUCACUGAAAAACUGAAAUCAGAUCAGCAUUCAUCCUGGGUAUUUUGAGCACACUGUAGCUUCAUGUAGUAUUUACUGAUGUUUUGUACUGAAUCCGUCUGUAAUCUACAGAGGCAGCUAUUGUUUUACUGGUGACCAUUUUAACCAUUUAUCACCCAUCUGACCUAAUGUGCUGUUUCAAACUUGAUGGAAGGUUCUGAUGCUUUCAGAGCUUGCUGUCUUUGGUUUCGUCCAACAGUUUUUCCUUUUCUUUCGGUUCUUUCUGUAUUUUUCAUUCUCAUUGUUCAUCCAGAUCACACACUGAAUCUGCCAGCCUGUGCACCAUCUGACCGCCACAAAUUAAAGGCCCUCUUUUUUUAUGCAUGGAUUAUUAGUGAAGUGCUCCAACUAUACUGUAGGAAGUGCUAGCUCCACUUUUGAAAUGGAACAUUUUUAUUUUUAAUUUUAUAUUACAUUGUUUUUUAAAUUUAAAUGCUUUACUGUGAAUAUAGGAAUGUUAAAUAGAAAUAGUUUUUUUUUUGCACAAAUGCCCUGAAAAAUUUGUUUACAUUGUGUUAACAUUACAUUGUAUAAAGUGGGGCUG